Messenger RNA from Acanthaster planci (crown-of-thorns starfish), 3392 nucleotides. RefSeq names its product oxysterol binding protein like 1A (gene osbpl1a). Gene Ontology annotation, cellular component: cytosol; perinuclear endoplasmic reticulum; plasma membrane. Gene Ontology annotation, molecular function: protein binding; cholesterol binding. Lineage: Eukaryota; Metazoa; Echinodermata; Asteroidea; Valvatida; Acanthasteridae. The record is from RefSeq and is a predicted model, not a curated record.
CAUGCAGUGGUCACAUGUGAUUAAAAACAUAAUAGAAGCCGACAAUCAUGUUUGGGUUAAGGUUCAGACAUGUCAGGGCGUUUAUCAACAUAUGAUGGCAUGGAUGAUCACGGACCACAGUGCGAGCCAAACAUGAAAACGCCCAUCUUGCUCCUUGAUGUUUUCCUCGUAAAUCACUCCCGCUGAUUUACCAUCUGACCAUUGCGAAUGUGAUUGGUAGGCAUCAUGACCGUGAAUCAUGUCAAGCCAUGAUGACAGUUGGACAUGGUUCAUGGUUGAUAUAACUUACAUACAUGUAGCAUCAUCUAAGCAUGUGAACCUCAUGAUAGCCUAAGCAUAUCAAGACUAUGGCAAGAAAUGACAGUACAUCAGACUCCAACAGUGAACCCAACAGUCCUUUGGCUUUCUCAACACAUGAAGAGAGACUUCUCUAUGCAUCCAGGCACGGCGACUGCCAGACCGUUGAACAACUUCUUGAGUGGAACAGUGAGGAUGCCAUUCAACUCAAUAUCAAUUGCAAAGGUACGAGUAAGGCCAACCUAGGCUGGAGCCCGCUCCACCUGGCAGCCUACUUUGGACACGUGGAGGUAGCCACCCUACUGCUAAGCUACAAUGCUGAUGUUAACAUCGUCAACAACAGCGGAGACACUCCACUCCACCGAGCAGCAUUUACUGGGAGACAUGAACUUGUCGCCCUGCUCAUUCAGUAUGGAGCAGAUGUCACCAUUGUCAAUGGAGAGGGGCAUAUGGCUCGGGAUAUCACCCAUGGUGACGAAGUUCAGAAGAUGCUGAUUGCAACUGAGCAGGCUCAGAGGUUAAAGCUAGAGCAACAGCUCCUGGCUGCAUCAGCAGAAGGCCUGUUGGACCAUGUCCAGUCAUUGUUGUUUGGUCCCCGCCCACCCAACAUCAACUGCAUUGACGUGACGGGAAACACUCCCCUUCACUGUGCAAGCUACCGCGACCAGCGGGACGUGGCCAUGCUGUUACUGCAGCACGGAGCCAAUGCCCGCCUCCCAAACAAAAAGGGACACACCCCUAUCGACCUUGCCCAGUCACAGCACAUGAAACAGUUGCUGAACAUCAAACCUGUCAAGGUUGUGCAUAGUGUGGAUAAAAUCGAAGGUUCGCUACUAAGGAGCAAAUUUACACGUGGCCUGAGAAAGUACUGGGUGGUUCUAGAUAGAGGUAUACUAACGUACUACAGAAAAAGAGAUGAUGCUGUGGCGGGCAUUAAGCGUGUAGGAUUCAGGUACCUUGAUCAUGCCGAAUUUAAGCCUAGUCCCACCAACUCCAACAUCUUCACAGUACAGUACUCUAACAACUCCUUGCAUACCUGGAUCCUGGAUUCUGACACCUCCAAAUUCUCCAGGGAGGACUGGCUGACUGCCCUGGAGGACCAUCGGGCUUACAGUGACUACUACACUACGGCCAGGACGGUAGAUGACGACUAUGAUGAAAUCAGCGAGGACUUCCUUCCCCUGGUCUCAGUUGCUGAUUCCCUAAAAACUGCACAGGCACGGCAGAGGUUGUUGGAGCAGUCAGCCGAGAACUUUCAGAAACUUGUGGAAACUUGUCUGAGCAGGAAAACUGACGACCAGGCUUCAGCUUUGGAGUAUCUCGAGAGCCUACCCGAAGUUCAGCGGCAACUAGCCAGCCUGACAGAUGCAUCCAAGAGUCUGUGUAGCACGUUGGCACAGUGCCUAGCUUCUAUGGCGCAGCAGGAGGAGCUACAUAAGAUCGAGCUGUCGCAGGCCCUUGAGAAAUCCCGCGUUCUGCAGGAUGGGCUGCAGGCCCUAGCGCAGGAGCACCACAACUUGGAGCAAAUCUCCAGGUAUUCUUCUUUGAGUGGGACCUUCUACGAUGCCAAGACGGAGGCCAGUUGUGCUGGCAGCCCAGAGAGCCUGAGUGAAAGGGCUUCCCUGGAUUUAGCUGGUUCCCUGAGUGACACGGACAGCUUCCACAGCAUAAUGGAUGGGACGAGCGGUUCCCUGGAGCGAUUACAUGUGGCCGACCCGGAAGGGCAGAGGUCAGAGAAGAGGUCAGAGGAGGUGUCAGGAGAAGAGAAGAAACUCACAGCGAACGGGGUGACAGAUAUAGUCAUACCAGGCUGCAGAAGGACAAAGCUGCCCGCCGUCAUGAUCCGCAGGGACCAGUUCAGCCUCUGGACGGUUCUGAAGCAAUGUAUAGGGAAGGAACUGUCCAAGAUCACCAUGCCAGUGGUGUUCAACGAGCCCCUGAGCUUCCUCCAACGGUUCUGUGAGUACACGGAACACUGUCAACUGCUGCACAAGGCUGCCAUGAACGACGACCCCGUGGAGAGAAUAAAGUACGUAGCAACGUUUGCCAUGGCAGCGGGGGCUUCCAACCUUGGCAGACUCAGCAAGCCUUUCAACCCAUUACUCGGGGAGACAUACGAAUUAGUCAGGGAAGACAUGGACAUUAAGAUAGUCCUUGAGCAGGUCAGCCACCAUCCGCCCAUCAGCGCCUUCCAUUGCACCUCCCCAUACUUCGAGUUCCAUGGCUCGGUCUACCCCAAGCUCAAGUUUUGGGGCAAGAGCCUGGAGGUGUUGCCCAAGGGUGUGGUCACAGUCACCAUCCCAAAGUACAAUGAGACGUACACAUGGCACAACCCCAGCAGCUGUCUGCACAAUCUCAUCGUGGGUAAGCUGUGGAUUGAGAUGUACGGCCUCCUGGAGAUGACCAACCACAAGACAGGUCACAAGUGCUUCCUCCAUUUCAAACCAGCCGGCUGGUUCGGCAAGGACCUCCACAAAGUGGAGGGUUACAUCACGGACAAGACGGAUAGGAAGAUUGUCAUGCUGUUUGGCAAGUGGACUGAGUAUCUCUAUGCCAUGGAACCCGAAGACUACGGGGAUGCCAAAAAAGAAGAGAAGAAACGUCAUCGGCACAGCAUUGGAUACGGCUCGGGAAACCCCUCGGAUCACGUCAUGUACGACAGCAACCUCAACCCGGAGGGGGAAGAGUUCAACGAUGCCGAGCUCUUGUGGCGCAACACGCAGAGGCCAGACAACUCCUCACAGUAUUAUAACUUCACGCUGUUUGCCAUGAGACUGAAUGAGGUCACUGAGCAGAUGAAGACCCACCUGCCGCCCACAGACUCCAGGUUCCGCCCAGAUAUUCGCUGCAUGGAGAACGGAGACAUAGAUUCGGCCUCGGAUGAAAAGCACCGACUAGAGGAGAAACAGCGAGCCACCCGCAAGCACCGUGCCAAGACCAAGGAGGCCUGGUCCCCGAUGUGGUUCAAGCUGGAUACCAACCCCAACACAGGCGAGCAGGACUGGAUCUACAAGGGCACCUACUGGAAUCGCAACUACUCCAGAUCCCCCGACAUCUUUUAAUGAUGAGCCACGGACUAGGUGCUCCAAAAAAAA